GCCUUCGAGCGAGAACAAAACAAAUAGCAGGGCUUAUUAUAAAGGAAAAAACAAAGUGUAGAAACUUUAGCUGUUGUAUCGGUUACUUGAGCAGCCCGCCGCUCCGCCCGCCACUGAUUAGAUAAAGUUUUAGCGUGCGGGAGAGCCGGAGAACUCCGGACUCUCCCACGGGCUAUCAACUAUAAAAUACAUUUUUUGCUUGUUCAGUGCCAAGGCAAAAGCUAGUUGAAUUGGUAAUUGCUGGAAGGAAUCAUGUUGACCGAAUUCGCUGGAAAUCUUUCGCAUCCGCUGGAGUUUGGUCAUGUUCUGGAGGUCGUGGCCAAGACCAUUGAUGGAGCAGCCAGGUUCCACAUAAACCUCUGCACGGCCAAAAGCACGGUGGAUCCGAACGCGGAUAUUGGGCUACGCUUUUCUUGCUAUUUUCGGAAUGAUGUUAUCGUUAGGAAUUCCCGGGUGAACGGCGCCUGGGGCGAGGAGGAGACUCAAGUCCUGGACCCCAACACAUUGCCCAAUCCCAUCGUCAGUGGCGAGUUCUUUAUGGUAUACAUCCUGUGUUGCGAGGACAGCUUUGCCAUCUCGAUAAAUAGCCGGGAGUUCUGCAGAUUCCGCUACCGCAUGCCGUUGUCAGCGAUUCGUGCUCUGGAGAUCCGUGAUCAGAUCCAAGUCAUUAAACAGGUGGAUCAUCGCACUGUGUUUCCCAAUCCGUGGCCCGCCGUCCACGCCUCGGACUACUUUAAGGCGUUCAGUAACGAUCAGCCAAUUUUGUUUAGUCCGGGCCAUGUGAUCGUCCUUACAGCUCGGUGCUUCGAAAACAAAAAGGGACAGUUCAUUAUCAAGUUCAUGGACUCGGAUACCAAGCGCGAGGAGCUACACUUUAGUGUGCGCUUCGAUGAAAAGGCAGUAGUGCGCAACUCCAUGAACAAAACUUUUGAGUUCGGAAACGAGGAGCGUCAUGGAGGCUUUCCCUUCGUCUUUAAUCAGCAAUUUAAGCUGGCGCUCGCCUUUACGGAACGUGAGGUUCUCACCGCCGUGGAUGGUUAUAACUUUUUCAGCUACACCUGGCGCACACCAAAUGCCAUGAUGAAUCUAGUGGGCUUCAAGGUGACCAGCAUAAAUGGCCUGGUGGUGCAGAUAACCGGUGUGGAUCACCUGCAGACGGGGGAUCCUACAUGCGCUGGCUUCGAAAAAUAUUCCCGCCAUGAUUACGAGUGUGUUUAGUAACCAUUUUAACACAAUUAAUGAAGUCUGAAAAUACAAUUGCUAUCUUUAACUAUACGAAAAA
Messenger RNA from Drosophila yakuba, 1282 nucleotides. Its product is annotated as 32 kDa beta-galactoside-binding lectin. The record is from RefSeq and is a predicted model, not a curated record. Lineage: Eukaryota; Metazoa; Arthropoda; Insecta; Diptera; Drosophilidae. The transcript has 3 exons. Gene Ontology annotation, molecular function: carbohydrate binding. Bases 253 to 1218 code for a protein of 321 amino acids.